AUGGACACCACAUGCGAGGGAUCUCAAUUGUUGGGCAUACCUGGUAAGGCGGCUCAAUUUCUCAGACGCUCGUCCCGCAUUGCGGCGCAAAUAGCGGCCAGAAAAUCAGAAAAUCAAGCCUCGAGCGCGUGCGAGCCCAGCCAGUCCGACUCUCACCAAGACCUGGCUCCAAAGCACGACUGUUUCGCGUGUGACGAAAUCAUAUGCGACAGCUGCAGGGUGGCAUUUGAUGACUGCAUUGAAAUGAUCGACAAGCACAAUGCUUGUGUUGCUGCUGCAAUGAAGUUGACCGGGAAUAAAUUCAGGGAGGAAAUUCGCAUGAUUCUCCGAGAGAACAAGGAAUGGAUUCGUGGGCUGAAAAGCCAGCAAAACCGAGAGGGCUAG
Messenger RNA from Penicillium robsamsonii, 384 nucleotides. RefSeq lists its product as uncharacterized. The transcript is spliced from 2 exons. The coding region runs from base 1 to 384 and encodes 127 amino acids. NCBI's taxonomy places the organism in Eukaryota, Fungi, Ascomycota, Eurotiomycetes, Eurotiales, Aspergillaceae. The record is from RefSeq and is a predicted model, not a curated record.